Molecule: messenger RNA, 2033 nt
Organism: Scomber scombrus (Atlantic mackerel)
Lineage: Eukaryota; Metazoa; Chordata; Actinopteri; Scombriformes; Scombridae
Gene: wdr55
Product: WD repeat domain 55
Exons: 4
Coding region: 1-1248 (415 amino acids)
Molecular function (GO): protein binding
Source: RefSeq, a predicted model, not a curated record
AUGGCAGCUCCCGUUGAACACGUUGAUCCAGCUCUCACUGAAGCAGAUCCUCCAGAAACGGACCAGACAGAAGCUCCAGAGACCAGCAAAGACGCAGAAACGGACCCAGAAGAGGAUGAGGAUGAAGAUGAGGAUGGAGGAGAGCCAGCCGGGCCUAAGAUCAGAGAGACACCACAGGACAUCCAGCUGGAGGCGUUCGCCAACACGGUGGCUGUGCACCCGACCAGGGACAUGGUGGUGUGCGGGGACGUGGACGGGGACGUGUACGCCUUCUCCUACUCCUGCACGGAGGGGGAGAACAAGGAGCUGUGGUCGUCCGGACACCACAUGAAGUCUUGCAGGCAGGUGCGUUUCUCUGCAGACGGGCUCCAGCUGUACACCGUCUCCAGGGACAAGGCCGUCCACCUGCUGGACGUGGAGCAGGGAAAGCUGGUCACCAGGAUCCGAGGGGCCCACGGAGCUCCCAUCAACAGCCUGCUGCUGGUGGACCAGAAUAUCCUGGCGACCGGAGACGAUGGAGGAACCCUGAAGGUGUGGGACAUGAGGAAAGGGACGUCCAUCAUGGAAGAGAAACAGCAUGAGGAUUACAUCAGUGACAUCGCUGUGGACCAGGCCAAGAGGAUCCUACUUACUUCCAGUGGAGACGGUACCAUGGGCGUCUUCAAUAUCAAGAGGCGGCGGUUUGAGUUUCUGUCGGAGGUCCAGGGUGGCGAUCUGACGUCAGUAGCGCUGAUGAAGCGGGGCAAGAAGGUGGUUUGCGGCUCCAGCGAGGGUACCAUCUACAUCUUCAACUGGAACGGCUUCGGAGCCACCAGUGACCGCUUCGCCAUCAAGGCCGAGUCGGUGGACUGUAUUGCCCCAAUCACCGACAACAUCAUGUGCACUGCCUCCAUGGACGGUUACAUUCGGGCCAUCAACCUCCUUCCUAACCGGGUCAUCGGCUGCAUCGGGCAGCACGUCGGCGAACCCAUCGAAGAGCUCGUCAAGUCCUGGGACUCCCGCUUCCUGGUCAGCUGUGGCCACGACCAGCUCAUCAAGUUCUGGGACAUUUCCACUUUACCCAACACAACUAUCAACGAAUACCGAAAGAGGAAGAAGAAAGACGGACGGAUGAAGUCUCUCACCAAGAAAGCCCACGGAGAGAACGACUUCUUCUCGGGACUUGUAGAGGAAACUGAGAAAAAGGAGGAAGAAGGAGAAGAAGAGGAAGAGGAGGAAGAGGACGACAGUGACAGUGGCAGCGAUUAAAAAGCAAUUUUAUAUUGCUUUAUGUUUGAGUGGAGUUGUCGCUGUGACUUUGGACAGUUUGAUCCUCAAUAAUGUAUGUCUGCUGUUUGAUGGAGGAUUUCAAACAAAGUGCCUCACAAUGUCCGGAGGGUGAACGUUGGCUUGGAUGACACUGAGCCUCUGAUCUCUUUACUGUUGGCGCCUCAUUCUAGAGACGUUGAACCAGAAAACAAAUGAGAAUAUGAGGUUAACGGCCAAAAUAUAUGGUGGAAUAAACAGUGAAUGUCCCAGAAGUGUACCAACUGUGCUUCUAAAAGAUUUAUGCAUACUGACGGAGAGUAUUUUGGGCUGGGCAUGAAAUGUUAAAGCUUUUUUUUUGUACUGAUCAAAUUUGUCCUACAGUAUCAUCAUUGUUAAAUACCGAAAACUGGCAAAGAAAACCUUGUUAGAUUCAUUAGCUUGUCUACUUAUUCUUUCAAAAGAUAGUUCCUAAUUUAAGUUUAAAAUUUGCCGAUAUUUGACUUUAUUUUGUUAAUGCUGCCUGUGUUCAGACAACACAUUUAAGAACUUCCUUAAACAGAAGACAUGUUUUCCAAAGUGAGUUAUCAUAUAAAAGUGUCAUUUUGGUGUCAGUAAAGAAACUUAUUGUAUCAUCUUUUGUAUCACAAGUUUUAAAACGAUACCCAACCCUGUGAAAUGUUAAGGGAGAAAGACUGGUUGAAUUAGCCUGUUAGCUAUAAUCAAUAAAUUCUUGAUACAUUUUUUGAAAAAUAUUUGUAAAUGAAUUUCACCGAUGUUAAACUGUU